This is a messenger RNA of Fulvia fulva, 2112 nucleotides long. Its product is annotated as Alpha-L-arabinofuranosidase A. The transcript has 2 exons. The coding region runs from base 1 to 2112 and encodes 703 amino acids. Gene Ontology annotation, biological process: L-arabinose metabolic process. Lineage: Eukaryota; Fungi; Ascomycota; Dothideomycetes; Mycosphaerellales; Mycosphaerellaceae. The record is from RefSeq and is a predicted model, not a curated record. Gene Ontology annotation, molecular function: alpha-L-arabinofuranosidase activity.
AUGGUGGGACUCAAAGUGGCUGUAGCGGCUGCGGCCUGUGUUGUGUCUACAGCUGCUGUGGACAUUACUGUCAAAGCUUCUGGUGGCAACUCAACAAUUCAUAAAGGUCAACCCUAUGGCUAUGGCUUUUUACAUGAGGAUAUCAACAACAGCGGCGACGGCGGAAUCUACGCCGAACUAAUCCGUGACCGAGCCUUCCAAUUCAGCGAAGCGUUCCCAGUCAACGAGACUCUCAAUGCCUACUAUCCGAUCAACGGUGCAGGCUUGAGCGUCGUGUUCCCGGAACAGCCACUGUCCGAAGCACUUCCCGCCAAUCUACGCGUGACUGGUGGCAACAGCACUGGUAAGAUUGGUUUCGAGAAUGAAGGGUAUUGGGGCAUGGAUGUCAAGCAACAGACUUAUACUGGAUCUUUCUGGGUCAGGGGUGCUUAUAAUGGUACUUUUACUGCUUCGCUGCAGUCGAAUUUGACGGAUGAUGUGUUUGGAUCUGUUGAGAUUCCGUCGAAGGCGGUCGCUGAUGAUUGGGUUGAGCAUGAGUUUGAGCUUGUUCCGGAGAGGGAUGCCCCGAACUCGAACAAUACGUUUGCUGUUACUUUUGAUCCCGCAAGCGCUGCAGGAGGAUCUCUUGAGUUUAACUUGAUCAGCUUGUUCCCACCGACCUACAAGGGCCGCAAGAAUGGUCUCCGAAUCGACAUUGCUGAGGCUCUGGCUGAGCUGAACCCAACUUUCCUGAGAUUCCCAGGUGGCAACAUGCUGGAAGGUCUCACAAACACGACCUACUGGGACUGGAAGGAUACUCUCGGCCCACUGCGCGAGCGACCCGGCUUCCAAGGUGUCUGGGAAUACCAGCAGACCCAUGGUCUGGGUAUCAUGGAAUACCUCUACUGGGCUGAAGACAUGGGUCUUGAGGCGGUUAUUGGUGUGUGGGCAGGCCUAGCUCUCAACGGCGACGUGACUCCAGAAGAGGAACUUCAGCCCUUCAUCGACGACGCUCUCAACCAAAUCGAAUUCAUCCGCGGCCCAGCAAACAGCACCUGGGGCGCACGCCGCGCUGAGCUCGGACACCCAGAGCCCUUUGAACUCAACUACGUAGAAGUCGGCAAUGAGGACUGGCUCGCUGGCUUUCCUGGAGGCUGGUACUCCUACAAGGCCUACCGCCUCCCACUCUUCUACGAAGCCAUUACGAAAGCGUACCCAGACAUCCAAGUCAUCUCCUCCUCCGCCUCCUCCGAUCCCGCCCCGGAAGGCGAGACAACAGGCCCGAACCCGAACGUUACAGAACGCCUCAACUUCAACAACACACCCGGCGUCAUCGGCGACUACCACCCAUACCGCGAACCAGACGAACUCGUAAUCGAAUUCGACCGCUUCGACAACGAUAUCGGCCACAUUAUCGGCGAAGUCGCCGCAACGCACGUCAACGACGCUCCGCCUCCACGCUGGGAUUUUGGGCUGUACAAGUUCCCCUGGUGGAUUGGAUCCGUUGGCGAAGCUGUCUCCCUUAUCGGCUACGAGCGCAACGCCGAUCGCAUUCCGGGGACAUUCUACGCCCCGGUGCUGAGGAAUAUGAAUAGAUGGCAGUGGGCCAUUACCAUCCUCCAGUUCGCGGCUGACCCGGCCCUUACCACUCGCUCGACGUCCUGGUAUAUCUGGUCCCUGUUCGCGCAUCACCCCAUUACCGAGACGCUCCCGACUGUCGGAACGUAUGGGCCCGUCUACUGGGGCGCCGGCAAGGACUCUAACCGCAACGAUGCGCUGGUGUGGAAGGGAGCUGUCUAUAACACCACUGAUGGCGAAGCCGUUCCUAUCGCUAUUGCAUUCGAGGGCGUCCAAGCAGGCACAAAAGCCAAUCUAACGGUCCUCACUAACCCAGGAGGCGAUCCUUAUGCCGUCAACGAUCCUUUCACGGGUGUGAAUAUCGUGAACACAACGAGCACGAUUGUGGAGGCGGGUGAGGGAGGAGUGUUUGAGUUUGAACUGCCGGAGUUGAGUGUAGCUGUCUUGGAUACGGAAGUGAGUGGAGGUGGUGGUGGUGGUGGUGGUGGAGGGAAUGGAACGUCGCCGCCGACGUAUGCACCGCCUGCUUAUGGUGGAGGGGGGGAGGAAGUAUAG